AUGGGCAUUACUUUGGAAAGAGAAAAUGGGACUUACAAGGUACAUGAUUUAUUUGUUGAGCACAACCACAUUCUUCAAACUGCACAAACAAGUCGCCUGAUGCCAUUACAGAGGAACAUUUCUAAGCAUCAAGCUGUUGAAAUUGAGGUGGCUGAUGAUUCUGGUAUCGGACCUAAAGCUGCACAUGAGUUUCUUGGUCGAUAUGAUGGUAGAUCAGCUAACCUCGGGUACACCCAUCGUGAUCAUAAGAAUUAUUUGCAAACUAAACGCCAAAGAGAUAUGCUGUAUGGUGAGGCUGGAUGUUUGCUAAAGUAUUUUCAAGAUAAAGUCGUGGAGAAUCCCUCAUUUCAGUAUGCAAUGCAAAUGGAUUGUGAAGAACAGAUAGUCAAUAUAUUUUGGGCUGAUGCAAAGAUGAUUAUUGACUAUGCUCACUUUGGCGAUGUCAUCACAUUCAACACUACAUUUGGAACCAACAAAGAAUAUAGACCAUUUGUUAUGUUUGUAGGUUUCAAUCAGUUUAGAGAGACUGUGGUUUUUGGUGUAGCUUUGAUGUAUGAUGAGACAUUUGACUCAUUCAAGUGGUUGUUCAAUGCAUUUUUGUCAACACAUAAACAAAAGCAACCUCAAACAAUUUUCACUGAUCAAGAUAUUGCAAUGGGAAAGGCGGUGUUUGAGGUCUUUACUAGUACAUGGCAUGGUUUAUGUACUUGGCAUAUAUCACAAAAUGCAAUAAAGCACUUGAGUUCUCUGAAGGAAGAAGGGUCAAGUAUCCUAUCAGAUUUCAGUUCUUGCAUGUAUGAGUAUGAGCAAAAGCCAGAAUUUGAAGAAGCAUUUGAUGCCAUGAGAAGAAAAGUCAGUAAAACGACUUGGUUAGAUAGCAUUUACAUGUUGAAAGAUAAGUGGGCUGAGUGGUACAUGCUGGACAUUUUUUCACUAGGAAUGCGAAGUACACAAUUAAGCGAGAGCUUAAAUAAUGCAUUGAAAGGCCAUUUGAAAUCAAAUCUUGACAUCAGUAGGUUCCUCAAGCGUGUAGAGCUUGUUAUUGCAGAUAAGAGAGAGAAGGAGUUACAAGCUGAAUUUGAAUCUCGAAAGAAACAACCAAGGAUUGGGAUGAUGGCACCUAUGCUGAUACAAGCAAGUAUGAUUUACACACCUGCAAUAUUUGAAGUCUUCAAAGGUGAAUAUGAAAAAUACCUGGCAGCCUACACAAUAGGUUCAAAUGGAACUAAUGAAUUCGUCAUUGCAAUUGGAGCUCUUGAAGAGACAUUUACACUUGAAGAAGAGCGCACGGUUAUCGUCAAUCCUGUUGAUCAAAUGGUCUCAUGUAGUUGUCGACUCGUUGAGAGAAUUGGUAUAUUAUGUAGGCAUGCUCUGAAAGCUCUCGAUUUGGUGAACAUUAAGUUGUUGCCUAAAAGAUACAUUUUGAAGCGAUGGACUCGAGGUGCAAGGUCAGGGAUUAUCCAAGAUAUGCAUGGGAGGGAUAUAGUGGAAAAUCCUAAGUUAAAUGCUACACUUCGGUACAAAAAUCUUUGCAAGAGAUUCCUUCCAUUGGCUUCACGAGCUGCUGAUUUUGAAGAAUGCUACUUGUUCGUGGAAGAGGCACUUCAUAGUAUGAGCAAACAGGUGGAAGAAAAAAAUCAAAGAUAG
Molecule: messenger RNA, 1647 nt
Organism: Phragmites australis (common reed)
Lineage: Eukaryota; Viridiplantae; Streptophyta; Magnoliopsida; Poales; Poaceae
Product: protein FAR1-RELATED SEQUENCE 5-like
Exons: 1
Coding region: 1-1647 (548 amino acids)
Biological process (GO): regulation of DNA-templated transcription
Molecular function (GO): zinc ion binding
Source: RefSeq, a predicted model, not a curated record